AUGGGAUUUUCCCAGGAAUCUCAUUCUGGGGAAAGCAGACUCUGCUGUGGCUUUUCAUUGCUUUCUGCAGCCGUGAUCAGCCCCACCAUGUACUUUGACAUCACUGCCGAUGGCAAGCCCUUGGGCCAUGUCUCCUUCGAGCUGUUUGCAGACAAAGUUCCAAAGACAGCAGAAAGCUUCCGUGCUCUGAGCACUGAAGAGAAAGGAUUUGGCUGUAAGGGUUCCUCCUUUCACAGAAUUAUUCCAGGAUUCAUGUGCCAGGGUGGUGACUUCACAACCCAUAAUGGCACUGGUGGCAGGUCCAUCUACGGAGAGAAAUUUGAGGAUGAGAACUUCAUCCUGAUGCAUACAGGUCCUAGCAUCUUGUCCACGGUAAAUGCUGUACCAAACACAAAUGGUUUCCAGGUUUUUAUCUGCACUGCCAAGACUGAAUGGCUCGAUGGCAAGGUCUUUGGGAAGGUGAAAGAAGGUAUGAACAGUGUGGAAGCCAUGAAGCGUUUUGGGUUCAGGAAUGGCAAGACCAGCAAGAUCACUAUUUCCGACUGUGAACAGCUCUAA
Molecule: messenger RNA, 558 nt
Organism: Grammomys surdaster
Lineage: Eukaryota; Metazoa; Chordata; Mammalia; Rodentia; Muridae
Product: peptidyl-prolyl cis-trans isomerase A-like
Exons: 2
Coding region: 1-558 (185 amino acids)
Biological process (GO): protein peptidyl-prolyl isomerization
Molecular function (GO): peptidyl-prolyl cis-trans isomerase activity
Source: RefSeq, a predicted model, not a curated record